AAAUCAGCUCACCAUCGUCCUCAAACCCUGUCCUAUAAGAACGGCUAUGCCCUGCCGCACCGGCCAAAGGUUGGCAUCGGACAAGCCCCUCUCCUGUCCAGUGAGCUGACCCAGAGUGAGAUCAACCAGUUGUCCAAUCAGACGCCUGCCCUCACCUAUGGCACAACCCACUACAGCCCGGCACUGGACUUCAUCCCUGCUCAUGUUGCUUAUGACAAGAAGGCAUGCUACUAUAGCCUCAGGCUGGGCAACUAUGAAAUGAUAUCAUUGUUUUCUGAAGUUUUUACAGAACAGUAUCCAGGCAGAGGAAUACACUGAUCUGCCCUCUCCCUUUGCUUUCUCUCUCAUCCCUCUUCUCUCCUCCCUUGCCCCUCCUCCUUUUCACUCUCUCCUCCCCUCUCCCCUCACCCACUCCCAUUUCCUCUCCUCCAGGUGCUGCGUUUCUAUGGCUACUUCCAGCAGGAGGUGCUGCACUCGCCCCAGGAGGGUUACCGCGUGCGCCCUGUGGUCAUUUACUACUACCAGGAGGACGACAGCAUGUGUAUCAUGGAACCGGUGGUGGAGAACUCUGGGAUACCACAAGUAGGCAAAGAAGAUCGGAGGAGAUAAGAAUCUUAACUUCCACUUAAAGUGGAACUGACAGAAUUUUAGCAACAUGAAAUCUUAUUAAAAUCUGUUCGUAUACACCCCCAGGGAGAAUAUGACACUUUUAGAAACAUUUUCUGACAAGCGAGCACUUAGAUAUGGUCAUUUUCAACUUUUCAUAAAUUCUUAUAAUGUUUGGGAAUUACGUAUACUAAGACAUUUGUGAAAAUUCUAUAGCAAUAUAGAGUGGGAACAGCGGCCAUGCAUUUGGACAAUUAAUAGACACUGCAGUAAAUAAAACAACUAAUGCUAGCCAGAGAAAGAUGAGCUAACAUCUAACGAAGGAACAUUAGAUAAACCCUCUCAAACAUUUUCAGUUAUUUGGCCAUCAAAAUUGCAUUGAUAAACAAUGGGGAAUUGUAGUCUACUCGUCCUUCUGCAACUUACUUGCCAGCAAUGCACCCAAAGCUAACUGGCUAAAGUUGGCUAGCUUGCUAGCUACUUCCAGACACAAAUGAGAGAACAACUUACUCUGACUAUUUUACUUGCCCUAGCAGAGCUGUUUAGUCUGUUUGCAUGUUAUCUAGACUGUUCGUGACUAACUAUUACUUUCUUUGCCUACGUUUACUGACCGGUCAUAUUCAGCGGAUGUUGCAUGUUCGUAAGUUCAUCAGUUAUUCUGUGCUCUGGCACACAGAUGAGAGUGCUCUGAAAUUGGAGUAGAUAGAUAGUGAAUUUGCGAACAAAAGAGAUAUGCUAACUGGAUAACAGUUGUUCAAGUUCUUGCUAGCUAACCAAAUGACACCUGCAUCUCUAGCUGUGUAUAGCCACCGAAAAACGAUAUGAGGGGAAAAAGUCAGUCACUCACCCACUCCUCCAAUGACAUGACAUGACAUCCUCCUAGCAGAUAGCUAGCUAACUAUCUAGCUAAUGUUAGGCUCUGUGUUUUUAGCUUGUUGCUAUAUAAAUAGAUACGCUAACCUAUUAGUCACGUUAUGACUGGCUUGUGAUCAUUGCCCUUGCUAGUUUGAUUGUAUUGUCAUUCCCAGCCUUAGUUACAUUAGUCCGUUUUUGCCCAAAAUAUUGAGCCAUUAAAACUAAAACAGUGCAUUCCGAAUUGAGGCAGCAAACAUUGUACCAGGCCAGCUGUGAUUUACAACCUGAUAGCAAUAUUUUUUGGACUACCAAGAAAUGUAUUGGUGAAUUAUAUAUUAAUCAUGCAUUGAACUGCUUCAAUUUAUUCUGCCAACAAUGCCUUAGUGUACGUCAUGGAAUGUUGAGGCAAAUAUAACCUAUUUUUAAAACCUCUUAUAAAGUUGGUUUUGUAGCAUAAACUGGGAAAUUGAUUUUUUUUUACUGAUAUUAUGAUUGUCUGUUUGUUUCAUAUCUGCAAAGUAGUUAAAACGCUGUAAGUUCCACUUGAAAUGUGUAUUUGUACUUAGGGCGACAUUUUCCCCUAGCAAAGACAGCUGCGCUGUGAACUAACGCACUGCAACGUUCUAAAUAACUAUUUUAGAAGAUGUUUUGGUUUUUCUUCUAGGACAAAAUUGAUAGGAGAUAUGACUAUGAGCCUAUUUUCGAUGCGUGACUCCAUUCUUCCUCGACUGCAGGGCAAGCUGAUCAAGCGCCAGAGGCUGCCCAAGAACGACCGCGGCGACCACUACCACUGGAAAGAUCUCAACGUGGGCAUGGACCUGGUGGUGUACGGCACCGUCUACCGCGUCACACACUGCGACAGCCACACACAGGUGAAUAGAUACGAUACACAAACACAUCACACACGUUAUCUAUCACACACUAGGAUACCAACACAUAGGUAAACACUAACACAAAGUGAAAUAUACACACGGUAAACACACACACAUCUUACUCACUGUGACACAUAGUCAGUUAGACACACAUCACACACACACACACACACGUAAACAUCUGACUAGUUUUCCUCACUAUGUUGUGAAAUGCACUUUGUUUACUUUUCAUGUUCUGUGUUGAAUACGUCCAGAUCCUUGGUAUGUACAGUACCAGUAAAAAGUUUGGACACACCUACUCAUUCCAGGGUUUUUCUUUAUUUUUACUAUUUUCUACAUUGUAGAAUAAUAGUGAAGACAUCAAAACUAUGAAAUAACACAUAUGGAAUCAUGUAGUAACCAAAAAAGUGUUAAACAAAUCAAUAUAUAUUUGAGAUUCUUCAAAGUAGCCACUCUUUGCCUUAAUGACAGCUUUGCACACUCUUGGCAUUCUCUCAUCCAGCUUCAUGAGGUACAGUGAGGGAAAAAAGUAUUUGAUCCCCUGCUGAUUUUGUACGUUUGCCCACUGACAAAGAAAUGAUCAGUCUAUAAUUUUAAUGGUAGGUUUCUUUGAACAGUGAGAGACAGAAUAACAACAACAAAAAUCCUGAAAAACGCAUGUCAAAAAUUUUAUAAAUUGAUUUGCAUUUUAAUGAGGGAAAUAAGUAUUUGACCCCUCUGCAAAACAUGACUUAGUACUUGGUGGCAAAACCCUUGUUGGCAAUCACAGAGGUCAGAUGUUUCUUGUAGUUGGCCACCAGGUUUGCACACAUCUCAGGAGGGAUUUUGUUCCACUCCUCUUUGCAGAUCUUCUCCAAGUCAUUAAGGUUUCGAGGCUGACGUUUGGCAACUCGAACCUUCAGCUCCCUCCACAGAUUUUCUAUGGGAUUAAGGUCUGGAGACUGGCUAGGCCACUCCAGGACCUUAAUGUGCUUCUUCUUGAGCCACUCCUUUGUUGCCUUGGCCGUGUGUUUUGGGUCAUUGUCAUGCUGGAAUACCCAUCCACGACACAUUUUCAAUGCCCCGGCUGAGGGAAGGAGGUUCUCACCCAAGAUUUGACGGUACAUGGCCCCGUCCAUCGUCCCUUUGAUGCGGUGAAGUUGUCCUGUCCCCUUAGCAGAAAAACACCCCCAAAGCAUAAUGUUUCCACCUCCAUGUUUGACGGUUGGGAUGGUGUUCUUGGGGUCAUAGGCAGCAUUCCUCCUCCUCCAAACACGGCGAGUUGAGUUGAUGCGAAAGAGCUCCAUUUUGGUCUCAUCUGACCACAACACUUUCACCCCGUUCUCCUCUGAAUCAUUCAGAUGUUCAUUGGCAAACUUCAGACAGGCAUGUAUAUGUGCUUUCUUGAGCAGGGGGACAUUGCGGGCGCUGUAGGAUUUCAGUCCUUCAUGGCGUAGUGUGUUACCAAUUGUUUUCUUGGUGACUAUGGUCCCAGCUGCCUUGAGAUCAUUGACAAGAUCCUCCCGUGUAGUUCUGGGCUGAUUCCUCACCGUUCUCAUGAUCAUUGCAACUCCACGAGGUGAGAUCUUGCAUGGAGCCCCAUGCCGAGGGAGAUUGACAGUUAUUUUGUGUUUCUUCCAUUUGCGAAUAAUCGCACCAACUGUUGUCACCUUCUCACCAAGCUGCUUGGCGAUGGUCUUGUAGCCCAUUCCAGCCUUGUGUAGGUCUACAAUCUUGUCCCUGACAUUCUUGGAUAGCUCUUUGGUCUUGGCCAUGGUGGAGAGUUUGGAAUCUGAUUGAUUGAUUGCUUCUGAGAACAGGUGUCUUUAAUACAGGUAACAAGCUGAGAUUAGGAGCACUCCCUUUAACAGUGUGCUCCUAAUCUCAGCUCGUUACCUGUAUAAAAGACACCUGGGAGCCAGAAAUCUUUCUGAUUGAGAGGGGGUCAAAUACUUAUUUCCCUCAUUAAAAUGAAAAUCAAUUUAUAACAUUUUUGACAUGCGUUUUACUGGAUUUCUUUGUUGUUAUUCUCUCACUGUUCAAAUAAACCUACCAUUAAAAUUAUAGACUGAUCAUGUCUUUGUCAGUGGGCAAACGUACAAAAUCAGCAGGGGAUCAAAUACUUUUUUCCCUCACUCUAGUCACCUGGAAUGCAUUUCAAUUAAACAGGUGUGCCUUGUUAAAAGGUAAUUUGUGGAAUUGAUUUCCUUCUUAAUGCGUUUGAGCCAAUCAGUUGUGUUGUGACAUGGUAGGGGUGGUAUACAGAAGAUAGCCCUAUUUGGUAAAAGACCAAGUGCAUAUUAUGGCAAGAACAGCUCAAAUAAGCAAAGAGAAACGACAGUCCAUCAUUACUUUAAGACAUGAAGGUCAGUCAAUCCGGAAAAUAUCAAGAACUUUGAAAGUUUCUUCAAGUGCAGUCGCAAAAACCAUCAAGCGCUUUGAUGAAGCUGGCUCUCAUGAGGACCGCCACAGGAAAGGAAGACCCAGAGUUACCUCUGCUGCAGAGGAUAAGUUAAUUAGAGGUAACUGCACCUCAGCGCAAUGACCGGUGGAAAUCUGUCCUUUGGUCUGAUGAGUCCAAAUUUGAGAUUUUUGGUUCCAACCACCGUGUCUUUGUGAGACGCAGAGUAGGUGAACGGAUGAUCUCCACAUGUGUGGUUCCCAUCAUGAAGCAUGGAGGAGGAGGUGUGAGGGUGUGGGGGUGCUUUGCUGGUGACACUGUCUGUGAUUUAUUUAGAAUUCAAGGCACACUUAACCAUCAUGGCUACCACAGCAUUCUUCAGCGAUACGCCACCCCAUCUGGUUUGCGCUUAGUGGGACUAUCAUUUUUUAUUCAACAGGGCAGUGACCCAAAACACACCUCCAGGCUGUGUAAGGGCUAUUUGACCAGGAAGGAGAGUGAUGGAGUGCUGCAUCAGAUGACCAGGCCUCCACAAUUGACAUUUACAUGAUUUAGCAGACGCUCUUAUCCAGAGCGACUUACAAAUUGGUGCAUUGAACUUAUGAUAGCCAGUGGGACAACCACCUUUUUCUUUUCUUUUUUGGGGGGUGGUGGGGGAAGAAGGAUUACUUUAUACUAUUCCAGGUAUUCCUUAAAGAGGUAGGGUUUCAAGUGUCUCCGGAAGGUGGUCAGUGACUCCGCUGUCCUGGCCUCGUGGGGGAGCUUGAACGCAUGAACGUAGUGCCCUCGUUUGGGUGUAGGGUCUGAUCAGAGCCUGAAGGUAAGGAGGUGCCGUUCCCCUCACAGCUCCGUAGGCAAGCACCAUGGUUUUGUAGUAGAUACGAGCCUCAACUGGAAGCCAGUGGAGUGUGCGGAGGAGCGGGUGACAUGAGAGAACUUGGGAAGGUUGAACACCAGACGGGCUGCAGCGUUCUGGAUAAGUUGUAGGGGUUUAAUGGCACAGGCAGGGAGCCCAGCCAACAGCGAGUUGCAGUAAUCCAGACGGGAGAUGACAAGUGCCUGGAUUAUGACCUGUGCCGCUUUCUGUGUAAGGUAGGGUCGUACUCUGCGAAUGUUGUAGAGCAUGAACCUGCAGGAUCGGGUCACCACUUUGAUGUUAGCGGAGAACGACAGGGUGUUGUCCAGGGUCACGCCAAGAUUCUUUGCACUCUGGGAGGAGGACACAAUGGAGUUGUCAACCGUGAUGGCGAGAUCAUGGAGCGGGCAGUCCUUCCCCGGGAGGAAGAGCAGCUCCGCCUUGCCGAGGUUCAGCUUGAGGUGGUGAUCCGACAUCCACACUGAUAUGUCUGCCAGACAUGCAGAGAUGCAAUUCGCCACCUGGUUAUCAGAAGGAAAGGAAAGGAAAAAAUGAAUUGUGUGUCGUCUGCGUAGCAAUGAUAGGAGAGACCAUGUGAGGAUAUGACAGAGCCAAGUGACUUGGUGUAUAGAGAGAAUAGGAGAGGGCCUAGAACUGAGCCCUGGGGGACACCAGUGGUGAGAGCAUGUGGUGCGGAGACAGAUUCUCGCCACGCCACCUGGUAGGAGCGACCUGUCAGGUAGGACGCAAUCCAAGAGUGAGCAGCGCCGGAGAUGCCCAACUCCGAGAGGUUGGAGAGGAGGAUCUGAUGGUUCACAGUAUCAAAGGCAGUGGAUAGGUCUAGAAGGAUAAGAGCAAAGGAGAGAGAGUUAGCUUUAGCAGUGCGGAGAGCCUCCGUGCCACAGAGAAGAGCAGUCUCAGUUGAAUGACCAGUCUUGAGACCUGACUGGUUUGGAUCAAGAAGGUCAUUCUGAGAGAGAUAGCACGAGAGUUGGCUAGAGACGGCACGCUCAAGAGUUUUGGAGAGAAAAGAAAGAAGGGAUACUGGUCUGUAGUUGCUGACAUCGGAGGGAUCGAGUGUAGGUUUUUUGAGGAGGGGUGCAACUCUCCCUCUCUUGAAGACGGAAGGGACAUGGCCAGCGGUCAAGGAUGAGUAGAUGAGCAAGGUGAGGUAAGGGAGAAGGUCUCCGGAAAUGGUCUGGAGAAGAGAGGAGGGGAUAGGGUCAAGCGGGCAGGUUGUUGGGCGGCCGGCCGUCACAAGUCGCAAGAUUUCAUCUGGAGAGAGAGGGGAGAAAGAAGUCAAAGCAUAGGGUAGGGCUGUGUGAGCAGGACCAGCGGUGUCAUUUGACUUAAUAAAUGAGGAUCGGAUGUCGUCAACCUUCUUUUCAAAAUGGUUGACGAAGUCAUCCACAGAGAGGGAGAAGGGAGGGGGAGGAGGAGGAGGAUUCAGCAGGGAGGAGAAGGUGACAAAGAGCUUCCUAGGGUUAGAGGCAGAGGCUUGAAAUUUAGAGUGGUAGAAAGUGGCUUUAGCAGCGGAAACAGAGGAAGAGAAUGUAGAGAGGAGGGAGUGAAAAGAUGACAGGUCCGCAGGGAGUCUAGUUUUCCUCCAUUUCCGCUCGGCUGCCCGGAGCCCUCUUCUGUGAGCUCGCAAUGAGUCGUCAAGCCACGGAGCAGGAGGGGAGGACCGAGCCGGCCGGGAGGAUAGGGGACAUAGAGAGUCAAAAGAUGCAGAAAGGGAGGAGAGGAGGGUAGAGGAGGCAGAAUCAGGAGAUCAGAAUGAGAAGGAUUUAGCAGAGGGAAGAGAUGACAGGAUGGAAGAGGAGAGAGUAGCGGGAUAGAGAGAGCGAAGGUUGCAAUGGCACAUUACCAUCUGAGUAGGGGCAGAGUGAGUAGUGUUGGAGGAGAGCGAGAGAGAAAACCCAAUUGAGAUGGUUUGGGAUGAGUUGGACCGCAGAGUGAAGGAAAAGCAGCCAACAAGUUUUCAACAUAUGUGGGAACUCCUUCAAGACUGUUGGAAAAGCAUUCCUCAUGAUGCUGGUUGAGAAAAUGCCAAGAGUGUGCAAAGCUGUCAUCGAGGCAAAGGGUGGCUACUUUGAAGAAUCUAGAAUAUUAAAUAUAUUAUGAUUUGUUUAACACUUUUUUGGUUACUACAUGAUUCCCUAUGUGUUAUUUCAUAGUUUUGAUGUCUUCACUAUUGUUUUACAAUGUAAAGAAAAACCCUGGAAUGAGUAGGUGUGUCCAAACCUUUGAUUGGUACUGUAUAUUAUCUGUAUCUAUGCUAUAAUAUAUACUCUGUACUGUGUCUCAUGUGGUCAGGACUUCAUGGAGAGCGAGGGUCUGGUUCUGAACGACCCUGAGCCGACCCCGGUCGACCCGUACAUCCAGCGGCGCUCCCAGGCUGGACGCUCCUACAUCACCCCACCCGUCUUCGACCGCCUCAAGCAGUUCCUCACCAUGGACCGCAAGGUGAGCGGGCUAUACUUAGUCUCCCUGACUCCUAUAUGCCUCUCAUAUGGAUAUUAUCUAUUGGUCGAUAUGAGGCCCAAUGUCAUUAUCUGACACUCAUCACCUAUGUAAGCCAUGCAAUCAAUGCUCCCAUGCACUUCAUAAAAUCUUUUGAUUAACAUAUUAAUUGAUCUCCAGCACCUGCAUACAUGUGUAAAAACACAAUUGAUGUACAGUGAGCUCUUGGGACAGUGACACAUGUUUUGUUGUUUUGCAGUCCAGCACUUUGGAUUGGAAAUUAUACAACGACUAUGAGGUUAAAGUGCAGACUGUCAGCUUUAAUUUGAGGGUAUUUUCAUCCAUAUCAGGUGAACAGUUUAGAAAUUACAGCACUUUUUGUACAUAGUCCCAUUUUAGGGGACCAAAAGUAUUGGGAAUAAUUCACUUAUAUUUGUAUUAAAGGAGUCAAAAGUUUAGUAUUUGGUCCUAUAUUCCUGGCACGCAAUGAUUACAUCAAGCUUGUGACUCUACAAACGUGUUGAAUGCAUUUGCUGUUUGUUUUGGUUGUGUUUCAGAUAAUUUUGUGCCCAAUAGAAAUGAAUGGUAAAUAAUGUAUUGUGUCAUUUUGGAGUCACUUUUAUUGUAAAUAAGAAUAGAAUAUGUUUCUAAACACUUCUACAUUAAUGUGGAUGCUACCAUGAUUACAGAUAGUCCUGAAUGAAUCGUGAAUAAUGAUGAUUGAGAAAGUUAGAUAAGGAUAAUCAACGAGGGGCUAUGCAUUCUAUGGAAAAUAAUAUACGAUGUGGAAAGUGUGUUCCACGACACACUAGUGGAAUGGAAUUGACCUUCCACGGAGUUGCAUUAUUUUCAAAAGAACACAUAGAGCUCCGAGUUGAUUAUCCCUUUUAUACCAUGGUUAUAAAUUAACACAUUUGCCACUAGAAAUGUGUUUAACCCCCCCCUUCCUUCAAAAAAAUGCUAACCUCCCCUGUAAUUGUAAUGGCGAGAGGUUAGCAUGUCUUGUGGGUAUGAUAUUUGUGCGUCUGUAACUUUCUCACUCAUAAUUAUUCACGAUUCAUUCAGGACUAUCUGUAAUCAUGGUAGCAUCCACAUUAAUGUAGAAGUGUUUAGAAACAUAAUCUAUUCUUAUUUACAAUAAAAGUGUCUCCAAAAUGACACAGUACAUUAUUAACCAUUCAUUUCUAUUGGGCACAAAAUAAUCUGAAACACAACCAAAACAAAAGACAAAUGCAUCCAACAAGUUUGUAGAGUCACAAGCUUGAUGUAAUCAUUGUGUGCCAGGAAUAUGGGACCAAAUGCUAAACUUUUGACUACUUUAAUACACAUGAUUGAAUUUGUCCCAAUACUUUUGGUUCCCUAAAAUGGGGGGACUAUUUACAAAAAGUACUGUAAUUUCUAAACGGUUCACCCGAUGUGGCUGAAAAUACCAUCAAAUUAAAGCUGACAGUCUGCACUUUAACCUCAUAGUCAUUGUAUCAUUUCAAAACAACAACAAAUGUGUCACUGUCCGAAUACUUUUGGAGCUCACUGUAAGUAAAAUCUUCCUAUAGCUUAGUCAUGUACCAUUUUACCAUGAUUUAUAUUCAAAUCAGUCCAAGCAAAGGACUCUCAAAGGAUAUAGUAUGGGUUUAAACACACGUAACUAUUUCUAUGGCUAAACAUGACCUCAUCAGGAUCUUAUUCUCUCUAUAACCUUUGACCUCUGUCCAUAUGUAUCAAUAGGUGCUGCGUUUCUUUGCGCUGUGGGACUACACUGACUCUCUGUACGGGGAGGCCAGGCCUGUGACAAUCCAGUACUAUCUGGUGGAUGACUCAGUGGAGAUCCGAGAGGUCCAUGAACCCAACAGUGGCCGAGACCCCUUCCCUGUGCUGCUACGCAGACAGAGGCUGCCCAAGAACAUCAAACCAGCCUGCAGUAAGUCUCGCUGUUACUGUAGCUAUCGGCACUAGUUUCUCUGUGUAGUGAUCUAUACGGGUUAAUGCUGAGAGAGCCCAACAGUGACCGGGACCCCUUCCCUUGCAGCACAAGAACAUCAAAACAGCCUGCGGUAAGGCCUGUUGUCGUCAUGCAUUUUGCUAUUGGAACUAAUUUCUCUGUGAAGAUGAGUACAGUGAUGCCGGAGUGGGGUAGUGGUGAGCACUGCAGACUCCAGGCCACAGAUAUCCUUGGUGACGGGGGUUAAAAUCAGUUCAAUUUAAAUCAGGGGUUCAAUUGGGGCGGCAGGUAGCCUAGCGGUUAAGAGUGUUGGGCCAGUAACCAAAAGGUCAAAAAUCUGUGGAUGUGCCCUUGAGCGAGGCAUUUAACCCUAAUUUGCUCCAUGGGUGCCGUACUACUAUGGCUGUAAAACAACACAUUUCACUGCACCUAUUAGACAAUAUAUAUAUAUAUAUACAUACAGUACCAGUCAAAAGUUUGGACACACCCACUAUACAACAGUCCCCAUGUCCUUCUAAUGACUGUACAAAAGUCCCCAUGUGUUUCUAAUGACUAUACAACAGUCCCCAUGUCCUCCUAAUUACUAUACAACAGUCCCCAUGUCCUCCAAAUGACUAUACAACAGUCCCCACAUACUUCAAAUGACUAUACAACAGUCCCCAUGUGUUUCUAAUGACUAUACACCAGUCCCAUGUGUUUCUAAUGACUAUACAACAGUCCCCAUGUGUUUCUAAUGACUAUACAACAGUCCCCAUGUGUUUCUAAUGACUAUACAACAGUCCCAUGUGUUUCUAAUGACUAUACAACAGUCCCCAUGUGUUUCAAAUGACUAUACAACAGUCCCCAUGUGUUUCUAAUGACUAUACAACAGUCCCCAUGUGUUUCUAAUGACUAUACAACAGUCCCCAUGUCCUCCAAAUGACUAUACAACAGUCCCCACAUACUUCAAAUGACUAUACAACAGUCCCCAUGUGUUUCUAAUGACUAUACACCAGUCCCAUGUGUUUCUAAUGACUAUACAACAGUCCCCAUGUGUUUCUAAUGACUAUACAACAGUCCCCAUGACCUUCCUCCCAUCUCCAGAGCCCUUCCCUAGCUGUGUACUGGAGGUGUCCCCCCAGGAGGUGCACCAGUACUACUCGCCCAAGGACUUCCAGGUGGGCGAGACCCUGCAGCUGAUGGGCCGGCGCUUCCUGCUCUAUGACUGUGACGAGUUCACCAAGACCUACUACCAGAAGAACCACCCCGACCUAGAGCUCAAACCCAAACCUGUGGUCAAGAAGACCACAGAGCUGCACGACAGGCAUAAGGUGAAAGGGCGGAGGGUUGGAUUGGUGGAGUUAGGGAGGGUUGGUGGGUGGGAGGAAGAGUUGGAUUGGUGGAGUUAGGGAGGGUUGGUGGGUGGUAGGAAGAGUUGGAUUGGUGGAGUUAGGGAGGGUUGGUGGAGUUAGGGAGGGUUGGUGGGAGGGAGGGAGGAAGGGAUGGAUUGGUGGAGUUAGGUAGGGUUGGUAGGUGGGAGGAAGGAAGAGUUGGAUUGGUGGAGUUAGGGUUGGUGGGAGGAAGGGAUGGAUUGGUGGAGUUAGGGUUGGUGGGAGGAAGGUGUGGAUUGGUGGAGUUAGGGAGGGUUGGAUUGGUGGAUUUAGGGAGGGUUGGUGGGAGGGAGGGAGGGAGGGAUGGAUUGGUGGAGUUAGGGAGGGUUGGUGGGAGGGAGGAAGGGAUAGAUUGGUGGAGUUAGGGAGGGUUGGUGGGAGGAAGGGAUGGACUGGUGGAGUUAGGGAGGGUUGGUGUGAGGAAGGAAGGGUUGGAUUGGUGGAGUUAAGGAGGGUUGGUGUGAGGAAGAAAGGGAUGGAUUGGUGGAGUUAAGGAGGGUUGGUGUGAGGAAGGAAGGGUUGGAUUGGUGGAGUUAAGGAGGGUUGGUGUGAGGAAGGAAGGGUUGGAAUGGUGGAGUUAGGGAGUUAGGGAGGGAGGGAGGGAGGGAGGAAGGGAGGGAGGGAUGGAUUGGUGGAGUUAGGGAAGGUUGGUGGCAGGAAGGGAUGGAUGGAUUGGUGGAGUUCGGGAAGGUUGGUGGGAUGAAGGGAUAGAUUGGUGGAGUUAGGGAGGGUUGGUGGGAGGAAGGGAUGGAUUGUUUUUUCUGCCCAUGCCUACUUCUACACCCCAUAUCCUCUCCCUCGUGGGUGGUUGAGUGGGUGGUUGAGCGGGUGGGAGGGAGGUUCUAUCUGUUCAUUUGUCCGCCAGUCCCAGCUGCAUGAGAGGUUGCCUGUUUCUGUCACAUACAUCCCAUCACCUCUCCUCACCUCACCUCUCCUCACCUCACCUCUCCUCUCCUCUAUUCCAUCUACAGGUUCCUCCCUACAAUGGUUUUGGUUCUCUGGAGGACUCCCUUCAGAAUUGCCUGUCUCUGAUCCCUGAGCCCCCUAAGAAGGACCUGAUGAAGAUGCUGGAGAACGACCACAAAGUUCUGCGCUACGCUGCCAGAAUGGUGAGGGGCUGUUGGGGGGGGGGGGGGGGAGUGGGGUCUCUACCUGGGGCUCUGGGAAGCUAGUUGCUGUAAUACCCUUUUCACACUACUGAGACUGGUAUUAGUGUCACUGGUCAAGAGGUUGAAUCUGAACCCCAAUAGGCCAUGACAACCACUGAGAAACAUGUUUACAUGCUAGUUGUGACAUCUCAUAUCUCAGUCACCCUUUAUGAGUGUAACCAAUCACCAUCUUCAUUUUCUUCCACCCUCGCUCUGACAUCACAGGACUCCCAGAAUCCCAAGGACGAGGGCCGCCGCUUCAUCCUCUCCUACUUCCUGUCCAAUGACAUGAUCAGUAUCUUCGAGACGUCCACGCGCAACUCUGGCAUCAUCGGCGGCCAGUUCCUGGAGAAGACACGCAUCCCCAAGCCGGGCUGCACCGUGGACAAGCCCGAGUUCUAUGGGCCGGCCGACUUCGCCAUCGGAGACACCGUGGAGGGUAGGCUUCCUGGUGCUGUACUGUUAUGUUCAAAGAGUGUUGUACUGUUCUGUUCACAGAGUGUUGUACUGUUCUGUUCACAGAGAUGUUGAACUGUUCUGUUCAGAGAGAUGUUUUAGCUUGGAGGAGAUGUAGUGUAGCUCCUAUAAAGUUUAGUCUAGUCCCAGAUCUGUUUGUGCUGUCUUGCCAACUCCUAUAGUCGUUGGCGUGGCAGAUCUGGGACCAGGUUUAAUUCUAGCCUCAUUGACAUUACAGUCCAUUUCGAUCAGAACCUUCUUCCAACCAAAAACACAUGUAUUUCACUGGUGAAGAACAGUGUUAUUGUUCUAUAGACCCUGUUGCCUCAGUGCAUGAGUGUCUCAGGUCAGAUUGAACCUUUAGUACAACCAUUCACAUUGAUAUCCCCACUCUCAUGGUCCCUUUUCCCUCCUACCCUCCCUCAGUUUUCAGACACCGCUUUGUACUGACCGAUGCUGACCACUACGUGCUGAAGUACCUGGAGUCCAUCUCGGAUCAACUCCCCUCUCGCACCCUGACCUCCCUGAGACAGAGGCUGGGCCUGGACAUGGCUGAAAAGGGGGGGGGGGCCCACACCGACCCACAGUCAGGUAAGGACAUAAGUGUCCACAGUUGUUGCCAAGGUGACACACUAUUGCCAUGGUGACACACUAUUCAACAGCGCGAUUGAAAUUUAAAGGCAAUGUUCCCGCGUUAGAGGAGACUGCAUUCAUGGUAAACACUGCAUACACUACAUGACCAAAAGUAUGUGGACACCUGCUCGUCGAACAUCUCAUUCCAAAAUCAUGGGCAUUAAUAUGGAGUUGGUCCCCCCUUUGCUGCUAUAACAGCCUCCACUCUUCUGGGAAGGCUUUUCACUAGAUGUUGGAACAUUGCUGCGAGAACUUUCUUCCACUCAGCCACAAGAGCAUUAGUGAGGUCGGGCACUGAUGUUGGGCGAUUAGGCCUGGCUCGCAGUCGGCGUUCCAAUUCAUCCCAAAGGUGUUCAAUGGGGUUGAGGUCAGGGCUUUGUGCAGGCCAGUCAAGUUCUUUCACACCGAUCUCGACAAACCAUUUCAGUAUGGACCUUGUUUUAUGCACGGGGGCAUUGUCAUGCUGAAACAGAAAAGGGCCUUCCCCAAACUGUUGCCACAAAGUUGGAAGCACAGAAUCGUCUAGAAUGUCAUUGUAUGCUGUAGCUUUAAGAUUUCCCUUCACUGGAACUAAGGGGCCUAGCCCGAACCAUGAAAAACAGCCCCAGACCAUUAUUCCUCUUCCACCAAACCUUACAGCUGGCACUAUGCAUUCGGGCAGGUAGCGUUCUCCUAGCAUCCGCCAAACCCAGAUUCGUCCGUCGGACUGCCAGAUGGUGAAGCGUGAUUCAUCACUCCAGAGAACGCGUUUCCACUGGUCCAGAGUCCAAUGGCGGCGAGCUUUACACCACUCCAGCCGACGCUUGACAUUGCACAUGGGGAUCUUAGGCUUGUGUACGGCUGCUCGGCCAUGGAAACCCAUUUCAUGAAGCUCCCGACGAGCAGUUCUUGUGCUGACGUUGCUUCCAGAGGCAGUUUGGAACUCGGUAGUGAGUGUUGCAACCAGGGGCGGUGUGUUCAAUAGGGCGAUAUGGGCGACGCACUGCCAAACGGGAAAAGGAAGGGAUUUUUUUUCUAAUCAAUUAUAUCACGGCAACAGUAGUUAUCAGUGUUGUAAUCUAGACGUCUGAUCUGCCACAGUGCCACUAAAUGUCCAAUCAGGCUAAAGUCGUGCUUCAAAUGGCCCCCCCCCCCCUUUUGGGGCGAUUUCAGUCAGGUUGAAAAUCGCCCAGAAGUCUGUCAUAGACUCCCAUGUAAAAUCUAUUUUUUUCAAAUAUCAGAGCUUUCAAUACAAUCUCUAUGGGUUUCUGAGGGCUUGCACUUACGCGCUUUCGUCAUACGUAACAUAACCAUGAACGUAACUAAGAAAAGAGCGGGUAGCCUCGUCAAUCAAUUCACUACUACUAUCAAAAUGGCUAGGCUUCAGUGCAACUCGAUUGUGUCUUUGAAAGAAGUUCCUUUUUGUCGGCGAACAAAUGAAGAUAAAUUGGCAACGAAACAAUUAGGACCUCCCAGACCAAAUUUAAUAAUUCAACAGGUUUCUACUAAAGGGGGGAAGUCCUACACCCGAGGAUUUUCCAAAAAUUGGUACGAACGAAAAACCUGGCUAGCAGGCUGCGAUGUAGCUAAUGCAGUCUUCUGCUACCCCCUGCUUACUCUUUCACCCUGAAGGCGGCACGGCAGACAGCACCGCUUGGACAGCGACUGGUGUGUAACGGACAUGCACCAUCUUUCAGGAAAGAUUAAGAAACAUGAGCUGUCAAAGACCCACAUGGAUAGCUGUUUGAGAUUGUCUGCUUUGGGGAGAGUGAACAUUCCCACUCAACUGGAUGAGGGAUACAGGCUAGCUGUCCGCCGCCACAACGAUGAGGUUAGUGUUGAUAAUCACAAGUUUACUGGAGAACUGAAACUGACAAGGCUGACAAGAUAGGACCCUUUUGUCCAUUGUUAUUGGAUAGGAACAGAACUUAUAACCAGCUCCUGACCUAAAUAGAUCUUAGCACAACAUUUUACUCAACAUAUCAUAUUCCAUAUUCACUAUAACAAAUAUAUUUACUACGACAUUAGCAAGAACCGCCACAUCCUCAGCCGGCUAAUCCAGUGUGUGAAGUUUUGCGGAGUGUUUGAGUUAGCUUUGCGAGGCAAAGAUGAAACUGAGGGCUCCACCAACCCUGGUAAGCCAACACUUUUGAGCUCAGUCAAUAAAUGCUUCUGGUAUUGACUUAUAUGCUGCCCCUGUCUUCAUGUUGUUGCUGGACAUAUCUUUUUUAAAAUGUGUGUAGGUCACCUAAAUCAUCAGAAAAAUUGCCCCCCCUGAGAAUUUUUUCAGGAGCCGCCACUGGUUGCAACCAAGCACAGACGAUUUUUACACGCUACGUGCUUCAGCAAUCGGCAGUCACGUACUGUGAGCUUGUGUGGCCUACCACUUCGCCGCUGAGCCGUUGUUACUCCUAGACGUUUCCACUUCACAAUAACAGCACUUACAGUUGACCGGGGCAGCUCUAGCAGGGCAGAAAUCUGACGAACUGACUUGUUGGAAAGGUGGCAUCCUAUGACGGUGCCAUGUUGAACGUCACUGAGCUCUUCAGUAAGGCCAUUCUACUCUGCCAGAUUGCAUGGAGAUGGCAUGGCUUUGUGCUCGAUUUUAUACACCGGUCAGCAACGGGUGUGGCUGAAAUAGCCGAAUCCACUCAUUUGAAGGGGUGUCCACAUACUUUUGUAUAUAUAGUGUACAGUAUAAACCAUCCCCCCUCUAACAGUAUUCUCAUUCCUCUCCUCCCUUCUUUCCUCAGAGGACAUUGAAAGAGCGGAACCCUCUUCUUGA
Coregonus sp. 'balchen' is the source of this 16342-nucleotide messenger RNA. Lineage: Eukaryota; Metazoa; Chordata; Actinopteri; Salmoniformes; Salmonidae. The record is from the annotation of a GenBank genome assembly.